AUGGCAUCAUCGUCGUCGUGGCAACCGGCGCAAGAAGGCGUGCAACAGGUUGGACAACUCUUGCAAGAGUACAUCCAACCGAACGCGAACCAACAGUUGAUGUACCAAAGACUGCAGGAGUGCUCGAAAUUCCCGGAUUUCAACUCGUAUUUGGCGUUGAUUUUGUGUAAAGGAGACGGGACGUACGGGGACGACGUUCGGCAAACCGCCGGUCUUUUGCUGAAGAACAACUUGAAGACAACUUGGCAGUUUUCGGAGGAACCGCACGAGUCGUUCAUCAGAGACGCGCUGACUGGGAGCAUGACGCACCCGUCGAGAAUUGUCAGACGAGUCGUUGGGACGUCGUUGGCGAUAUGUGUUCGACAGAAAGGGUGGCAAUCGGCGCCGCAGUUGUGGCAAUUGAUUGCGGAAAAUUUGGACGCUUCGAAGGACCCGAACGCGUUAGACGGCGCGUUGGACGCGUUGUAUAAAAUUUGCGAAGAGACGAACGGGUAUUUAGAAAGCGACGUGGCCACGGCGAACCAAGUUGGUUUGCCAGAGUGCCCGGCGAGUUUAGUCAUUCCGAAAACGUUGCAACUGUUUGGACAUCCGGACGGGAAGGUGAGACAAUCCGCGAUUGCGAUUUUGAAUAUGAUUGCGCCGUCCUGGCCGAGGGAAAAACGAGACGUGUUGGACGAUUAUUUACGAGGUUUGUUCGCGUUAGCGCACGACCCGGACGACGUGGCGAGGAAAUACGUCUGUCAAGGUUUAGUGCAAUUGCUUCACAUCGCGCCGGAAAAAAUGACGCCGAAUUUAAGAGAGAUUAUUACUUUCAUGUUGGAGAGGCAGACGGAUCCGGACCCGGACGUGGCGGUAGAAUCGUGCGAGUUUUGGGCGGCGUUCGUUGAGGCAGAUUUAGAACCCGAGUCUGUGAACAUUUUGAGAGAGUUCACUCCGCACUUAAUCCCGGUGUUGUUGACAAACAUGGCGUACGAAGAAGACGACGAGGAAGUGUUGCAAGCCGAGGAGGACGAGUUGAACGCAGACAGACCGGAUCGAGAUCAAGAUAUCAAACCGACGUUUCGUGCGCAAAAGGAUAAAUCGUUCGGUGAAGGCGGCAAAGAUGGCGACGAGGAAUACGACGACGACGACGACGACGAUUGGGGGACGUGGAAUUUAAGGAAAUCUUCGGCGAGCGGUUUAGACACGCUUUCUUUACACUUUGGCGACGAGCUUUUGCAAAUCAUGUUGCCAGUGGUUGAGCAACGUUUGGCGGAUCAGAAUUGGAGAAUUCGAGAAUCUGCGAUUUUGGCGUUGGGUGCAGUCGCGGAAGGGUGCACGAACGGUCUCGCGCAGUACCUGCCUCAGCUCGUUGGUUUCCUGUACCCGAUGUUGGACGACGCGAGACCUUUGGUGAGAUCGACGACGUGUUGGACAUUGUCUCGAUUUUCUCCGUGGUUAUGUCGAUCCGCCAUGCCUGCUGAUCACCCUAACGCCGUUCCAGGAACGACCGCGGAAGCUUCCGCGGCUGGUUUGCAACAGUUACAAACGGUGUUGAUGGGAAUUUUGAACAAGAUUGUCGACAAGAACAAGAAAGUUCAGGCGGGCGCCUGCGGCGCUUUGGCAAACUCUUUACAAGAAGGUCGAGAACUUCUCGCGCCAUGGACGGAACAGAUUGUCCAAGCGUUGAGUGCGGCGUUAGAGAGGUAUCAGAGAAAGAAUCAGAGAAACUUAUACGACGCUUUACAGACCAUGGCGGAGUACAUCGGUCCUUCGAUUUCCGAUCCAAAAUACGCCGAUCAGUUGCUUCCGAGAAUGUUGGAGAAAUGGAAAAACGCGCAAGAAGGCGAUCCAGAAACUUAUCACCUCUUAGAGUGCAUCACAGCAGUCGUAGCCGGUACUGGUAGUGGAUGCAUGAAGUAUGCGCCGGAUAUUUUCGCGGCUGCCUCGCAACUGUGCACGACGGAACUGCAGAAGAAAGAAGCGGUGCGAAGAAAUGAGCUUCCUCACGACGCGCACAUACACGAGCAUCUCCUCGUCGGUUUAGAUUUACUUUCCGGGUUAGCUGAAGGUUUAGGUCAACAAUGCGAACCGCUGUUGAUGAAUUCGCAUACGCGAGAGAUCUUGCUGGCGACGUGUGCGGAUGAUACGCCCUCGAUUAGACGAUCGGCGUUUGCGCUUUUAGGGGACGUCUCCAAGGCGUGCCCUCAACACGUCAGUCCAUCGUUGAGAGAGUUUCUCGAUUUGGCCAAGCAAAACUUGGCUCCGGAUAUGAUUACUGCGGCGACGGUGUCCUGUUGUAACAACGCGUGCUGGGCAGCUGGUGAGUUAGCCAUUCGAUGCGAGCCGAGCGCGUUGCAACCUCACGCUCGCGCGUUUGCGGAAUCUUUGGCGGGAAUUCUCGAGAUGCGAAUGGUCAAUCGAAGUUUGGGUGAAAACGCGGCGAUUACGCUAGGAAGAAUCUCUAUGCAGUGCGCGGAAGAGUUGGCGUCGGCUUUGCAGAAUAUCGCUCCGACGUGGUGCGUUGCGAUGCGAAGAUUACGAGACGGUGUCGAGAAGGAACACGCGUUCAAAGGUUUGUGCGAGUUGAUCAAAGUGAAUCCAAACGGAGGCGUGAACUGCUUGAAAGAGAUUUGUGAAGCCAUCGCGUCUUGGAGACAGUGCAGAAGCCAAGAAGUAUCCUCGGCCAUGCGCGACGUUUUGCAAGGGUACAAGAAUCACAUCGGCGCGGAGCAAUGGGCGCAACUGGAGAGGAAUCAUUUAGAGCCGGCGGUGGCGCAAAAACUGAAACAAACGUACGGCGUUUGA
This is a messenger RNA of Bathycoccus prasinos, 2787 nucleotides long. RefSeq lists its product with no specific name. The coding region runs from base 1 to 2787 and encodes 928 amino acids. Gene Ontology annotation, biological process: protein import into nucleus. The transcript has a single exon. Lineage: Eukaryota; Viridiplantae; Chlorophyta; Mamiellophyceae; Mamiellales; Bathycoccaceae. Gene Ontology annotation, cellular component: cytoplasm; nucleus. Gene Ontology annotation, molecular function: small GTPase binding; nuclear import signal receptor activity. The record is from RefSeq and is a predicted model, not a curated record.